Messenger RNA from Ricinus communis (castor bean), 1905 nucleotides. RefSeq names its product DNA repair protein recA homolog 3, mitochondrial. Gene Ontology annotation, biological process: DNA repair. The coding region runs from base 189 to 1454 and encodes 421 amino acids. The transcript is spliced from 8 exons. The record is from RefSeq and is a predicted model, not a curated record. NCBI's taxonomy places the organism in Eukaryota, Viridiplantae, Streptophyta, Magnoliopsida, Malpighiales, Euphorbiaceae. Gene Ontology annotation, molecular function: single-stranded DNA binding; ATP-dependent DNA damage sensor activity; ATP hydrolysis activity.
UAAUUAAUUAAACACCCCAAAGACCAGAGAGCGCAAAAGGAGGGAAAACAAAACACAAAGCUCUAAAACCCUAAAACCCUAACAACAGAGUUUCCCUUUUUCUCUCUCUCCCUUUCCAAUUCUUCCCAAUUCCUUUUCUAUUUUCUUUCCUGUUUCCUUCACAAUAAUUGCUUUGCCCAGGCUUUUUCAUGGCUAGGCUUCUUCGAAACAUUUCUUCUAUAAAACGCACUCUACUUGUACCUGAGGAAUUAAGGAGAGGAAUCUUGGGGAUAUCUUCUCAAAUUUGCAAUUUUUCUACCAAAGCUCGAAGAAGAAGAUCCAAGUCGGAUGGAAGUGACUCUUGUGAAGACAGUAUGUCCAAGAAAGAGGUGGCUUUACAACAUGCCUUGGAUCAAAUUACAAGUGCAUAUGGAAAGGGAGCUAUCAUGUGGUUUGGCCGGUCCAUUGCACCGAAGGAUGUUCCAGUUGUGUCCACAGGUUCUUUUGCCCUUGAUGUAGCACUUGGAACUGGUGGACUUCCAAAGGGGCGUGUUGUGGAGAUUUAUGGUCCAGAGGCUUCUGGGAAAACCACUCUUGCUCUACAUGUCAUUGCUGAAGCACAGAAGCAAGGAGGUUACUGCGUCUUUGUUGAUGCUGAGCAUGCUCUUGAUUCAUCAUUGGCUCAGUCCAUCGGAGUAAAUACCGAAAACUUGCUACUUUCACAACCUGAUUGUGGCGAACAAGCUCUCAGUCUGGUGGACACUCUUAUCCGGAGUGGGUCAGUGGAUGUUGUGGUUGUUGACAGUGUAGCUGCCCUUGUGCCUAAAGGUGAGCUUGAUGGUGAGAUGGGUGAUGCUCACAUGGCAAUGCAAGCUAGAUUGAUGAGCCAGGCACUUCGCAAAUUGAGCCACUCUUUAUCUCAGUCAGAAACUGUUUUGAUCUUCAUAAAUCAAGUGAGGGCAAAGCUUAGUACUUUUGGAGGAUUUGGUGGACCCCAGGAAGUAACAUGUGGCGGUAAUGCUCUGAAGUUCUAUGCUUCAGUCCGCCUAAACAUAAGAAGGGUGGGACUUAUAAAGAAAGGAGAAGAGACGAUUGGAAGCCAGGUUCAAGUAAAGAUAGUAAAGAAUAAGCUUGCCCCUCCAUUUAAAACUGUCCAGUUUGAGCUUGAGUUUGGCAAGGGAAUAUGUCGGGACUCAGAGAUCAUGGAGUUGGGGGUAAAACACAAAUUUCUCGGCAAGGCUGGUUCUUUUUACAAUUACAAUGGCCAGAAUUUCCAUGGCAAGGAAGCCUUUAGAAAGUUUCUGGCUGAAAACGAUAAUGCACGGGAAGAGCUAGUGAUGAAGCUAAGGGAGAAGCUUUUGAAUGCCCACAUAGACAAAGGACAGGGAUCAGAAGUUACUGAUGAAGCACUUGUAGAAGAAACCAUUUCUCCUGAUUCUACUGAUGAAGAAGCAGUUACUGCAGUAGAAGCAUAGUAAGCAAACACAUCAAGAUUUAUUUUGGGGUCUACCUGCCAGAUUCUAUGUUGUAAUGCAGUUUUCUACUGGAUCAACAGCUCCAAUUUUCUGGUCAUUUUAUAUCACAGGGUAUUUCAGUGGGCACAAAUUGAUGGAAGGAUCAGAAAUGCCAUUGUUUCAGUCACUACUGACUAGACUAGACUAGACUAGCUGUCUUCAAUACACAAGUCGAUGGAAAUAUUAGAAAGGCCAUGGUGCGAUCUUAGUUUUCUUUGUAAUCUAAAAAUAUGUUAAUUUAUGAUGUAUAUUUUGGGUCGAAUGGGUGAAAGUUUUGUGGGUUCAAAAUGGAGCAGCUUGUGAGAUAUGCAGGCUGGGUAUCAAAUUUUCUUUAGAUGUUCAAAUCCGUUGUGUAAUGAGACGAACCUUAUUUUUAUCAAUGAAAUGCCAGAGAGAGAAUCUGUUUUGCUCA